Molecule: messenger RNA, 2492 nt
Organism: Ectocarpus sp. CCAP 1310/34
Lineage: Eukaryota; Phaeophyceae; Ectocarpales; Ectocarpaceae
Source: the annotation of a GenBank genome assembly
CGCGAGUUGCAGAGCAAAGCUAGCAAGGAGCAGGCACAGGAGAAGCCGUAGCUGGGAACAGCUAGAGUCAAUACCGCGAGGAAGAGAGGAGGCAGAACGGUCAAAAUCGGCCUCGUUGAAUAACGUCGUGAACCCCGCCGCCAGAGGGUCGAGCUCGUGUGUGGUACGGCCUUGUGGAGCCCUAAGCCUUCAGUACAUCGGCAAUUCGCCACCCCCACCAAGCGCCAUUGAGGAAGAGGGAAUAGGAGGAGAAGAAGAAGCGACAUGGCGGCGCCGACAGUAGUCUUGCAGGUGGUGGUCACGGGGGGAGCGGGCCAGAUAGCCUACUCCUUGAUCCCGCUGAUCGCGAGGGGGCUGGUCUUCGGUCCGCGGACGAGGGUGAACCUCCGGUUGCUGGAUAUCCCCCCUUCGGCCUUGGCCCUGGAAGGAGUGGCCAUGGAAGUGCAGGACAGCCUGUUUUCGACGGCCUUGGAUGGCGUUCUCGCCACCACCGACGAGGCUAAGGCCUUCGACGGGGCGCAGGUGGCCAUCCUCCUGGGAGGUUUCCCAAGAAGGCCUGGGAUGGAGCGGGGAGACCUUAUCGAGAAGAACGCUGGCAUCAUGAAGCGGAUGGGUUGUUGCCUGGAGAAAUACGCCAGCCGUAAUUGCAAGGUGGUGGUCGUGGCCAACCCCGCGCCGACCAACUGCGUCGUCCUCGCGUCUUACGCUCCCUCCAUCCCAAGGAAGAACAUUAGCUGCCUGUCCCGCCUGGACCACGACCGCAUGGCGGGCAUGCUUCUUCACGAGGCCAACCGCUGCCUCGCCGCUGCCGCCGCUAACGGCAACGGCAGCGCCAAAGGGGGUUCAUGGCAACGGCUGGGGCCGGCGGACGUUAGGGGUGUCUGCGUCUGGGGAAACCACAGCAACUCUCAGGUGCCGGAUGCCAGCGCCGUAGAGUUCCGUGUGAACGGCUGCUGGACCCCGGCCCCCGCUGUCAUCCGCGACGCCUCCUGGCUCAACCUCAGCAACAGCUCUCACGAGCGGUUCGACGCGGAAGGGGGAGUCGUGCUAGGGCUGGCAGAAGCUGUGCGAGGAAGGGGCGCGGCGGUGCUGGGCGCGCGGAAGCUGAGCAGCGCCAUGUCGGCCGCGAACGCGAUCGCGAGCCACCUGGCGGACUGGCUGGUGCCUCCUCUCCCUGCAUCAGGGCGCCCAACGGCGAGUGACGCAUCGUCAUCGUCGUCGUCGUCGUCCGCGGCGUCGGCGGCGGCGGCGGCGGCGGCGGUUGUUUCGAUGGGGGUGGCUUCGGACGGAAACCCGUUCGGUGUGCCGGGGGGUCUCUUCUGCUCCUUCCCGGUGCUGUGCAGGGGCGACGGGGAGUGGUCGUUCGCGGAGGAGUUCCUGCUAAAGGAGGAAGCGGGGCACCAGCUUAGCUUGUCGGUGAAGGAGUUGCAAGAAGAGAGGAGCAUGGUUGUGGAGGCACUGGGAGAGGACGGGCCGUCACCUGGCUCUUCUAUUUCCCCUUCUCGUGGCGGUGCGGCGACCAAAGGCUGCUCCAACGGAGGAACUCCCAUCUCCAGCCUCUGAGGACCAAGGCACCCCAAAAAGCCCCCCGGCGCAGGCAUUUCAGUCAGCUUCAGCUGGAAGAGCAAGGGCAUCGGCGGCAGCCUGCUUGAUCUCUUUUGCAGCGCGCGUGUUCAUGGUCGACCGACUGACUCUGCCGACCAACGCCUGCUCUUCUCGCAUGGGAAGGGCUCCGAAUUUUUAUUAUUUUUCGAUCAGGGACACUUGACGGCGUCUGGGAUGUAUAUUCACUUCCCCCUGAAAACACUCUGGAGUCGCCGUCUCCCCCCCCCGCGUCAUUUUGUUUCGUCUGACGCGUGAGGCGCGAUCCCGUCGGGGGGGGGGAAGCGGUGGUGCAUGGCCGUUUCACAGCUGGAAGUCGUGGAGCCAACAUGGGAUCUCUGCGGGCGGGGGGUUUACACGCGGUUAGAGGGUCGCCUUCUCCGUCAUCACAUGUAGUGAUGGUCGAAGGAGAACAGGGGUGGGGUGUGCGUGUGUGUGGGGGGGGGUAGGUGUGUCGACAAACGAACCCGUUUGCGUGCCCUGCUUGAUGCAUGUACAUGAGACACUCGGUGUGGUGUGGUGGAGAGGAAUAGCGGGAUGGCAGCCGUACCACUUAAACCGAGCAGUUCUCGCAUAGUUGAGGGGUUCUCACAAGCAGCGGCAGCAGCAGCAGCUUGGGUCGCCGUAUGAUUCGUUCGGCGUCCGUGCAGCCGAGUUGGUGGGGCCUGGCCUUUGAACACCGCCCUCUUCCUCCUAUUUAGGCGGUGGGUCAGUCUUAACACUGCAGAGCACUUUGGUCGUGUACCACAACAAUUUUUUCCCACAGGUAUGCGUUCCCAACCACAACCCCUUUCACGUAUACAGGAGAUAUGUAGUGCGCCCCGGUUCCAGGGGGCCUUUUCGACCGUAGCAUUCGCGUGCGGCUGACGGCAGACGGUGGGGCGGGGCGG